CGCACACACACAUAGGGGCAGAAUAUAUCACGGCUACGCCUACAAAUAUUGUUGGCUAACCAACUACCUUUAUAACAUUUUACUUUUCAGGAAUAGCUAUAACCUGUGUCGGUGACCGACUUCGUAAUAGCAAUAGCAGCUUACAUCACGUCGGGAUUUGUACUGUCACAGACAAGAAACUGCGUUUUGGGAGUUUACCAAUGCAAUCUCUACUAGUGUGUGUCAUUGUAACUACACAUGCCAAACGGACCUGGAGCACUUAGCUCGAGUUCCGUUUUCUCAGCGUGACUCGACGAAUUUAUUCAAUCUAAUUGUGUAUGGUUGGUUCCUUUCGCGGAUUCACCCGCUUGGGCCUACCAACACAUUUCAACAUCACACGGCAUUUACGGAACAGAACGUACCCGACGUUAACCAGUUACCGUAGCUACCAUCUUUGCUACAGUGUAGCUUGCAAGCUAACACAGACCUGGAACAUAUUUCUACACAAAUUUAUUUGUUAAUCGUGGCUGGACCCUUGUUAAUGAAAACAUGUCCUGCACGUGCGCAUCUGCGGCGAGAUUGCUUAUAAAUUCAGCACAUAAAGGAUUCACUUGCUCUCGGGUUCAGUUGUUUGCAUUUGGCAGACCAAGUUCUCAUGAAGUUCAUCUGACUCGAAGAGUCCCUGUGAGGUCAUUCUCUGAGACUGCAGUGUAUUUUGCACCAAAAGAUGGAACAACAAAAGAUGGCUCUGGAGAUGGGAAGAAGUCAUUGAGCGAAGGAGCAGGGAAAAGAUCUGCAAGUUCAGGAAGCUCCGGGAAAGGAGGCGGCCAGCUCCGCUGCCCAAAGUGUGGUGAUCCCUGCACUCACGUGGAAACGUUUGUCUCUUCAACACGCUUUGUGAAAUGUGAGAAGUGCCAUCACUUUUUUGUGGUGCUCUCUGAAACGGACUCCAAGAAGGGUCUGAAUAAAGAGCCGGAAUCUGCUGCAGAAGCGGUCAAACUGGCCUUUCAGCAAAAGCCACCUCCGCCUCCAAAAAAGAUCUAUGCCUACCUCGAUAAGUAUGUUGUCGGCCAGUCCUAUGCAAAGAAAGUGCUAGCAGUGGCUGUUUACAACCAUUACAAACGCAUUUACAACAAUAUCCCAGCUGGUCCGAGGCAGCAGGUUGAAGUGGAGAAACAGACCUCCCUCACACCACGAGAGCUAGAAAUAAGAAGACGGGAAGAUGAAUACAGAUUUACAAAGCUGCUGCAAAUCGCUGGAAUCAGCCCUCAUGGCAAUGCCCUCGGGGCCUCCAUGCAGCAGCAGGUGAACCAGCAGACCCCGCAGGAGAAGAGAGGGGGCGAGGUCCUGGACUCGAACCACACCGACAUUAAACUGGAGAAGAGCAACAUUGUGCUGUUGGGCCCAACAGGAUCAGGUAAAACGCUUUUGGCUCAGACCCUUGCCAAAUGCUUGGAUGUGCCCUUUGCCAUCUGUGACUGCACCACGCUAACCCAGGCCGGAUAUGUGGGCGAAGACAUCGAGUCUGUGAUUGCCAAGCUGCUGCAGGAUGCUAACUACUCCGUUGAGAAAGCACAGCAAGGCAUUGUCUUUUUGGAUGAAGUUGAUAAAAUUGGCAGUGUCCCUGGAAUUCAUCAGUUGAGAGAUGUUGGCGGGGAAGGCGUACAGCAAGGGUUACUCAAACUUUUGGAAGGUACCAUUGUCAAUGUUCCUGAAAAGAAUUCGAGGAAAUUGAGAGGCGAGACGGUGCAGGUGGACACUACUAACAUCCUGUUUGUUGCCUCUGGUGCUUUUAACGGACUUGACCGAAUAAUCAGCAGGCGAAAGAAUGAAAAGUACCUGGGCUUCGGCACCCCGUCGAACCUGGGGAAGGGCCGGCGUGCGGCCGCGGCUGCCGACCUGGCCAACAGCAGUGGGGAGGUGGACACGGUGCAGGAGAUGGAGGAGAAGGACCGGCUGCUUCGCCACGUGGAGGCGCGUGACCUCAUCGAGUUCGGCAUGAUCCCCGAGUUUGUGGGCCGACUGCCCGUGGUGGUGCCUCUGCACAGCCUGGACGAGGAGACGCUGGUGCGCAUCCUGAUCGAGCCCAGAAACGCCGUGGUGCCCCAGUACCAGGCCCUCUUCAGCAUGGACAAGUGUGAACUGAAUGUAACUCCAGAUGCCUUGAGAGCCAUUGCCAGAUUGGCUUUGGAGAGGAAGACCGGAGCUCGUGGGCUACGAUCGAUUAUGGAAAAGCUGCUGCUUGAACCCAUGUUUGAAGUGCCACAUUCUGACAUCAUGGCUGUUGAACUCAACAAAGAAGUUGUUCACGGAAAAUCAGAUCCCCGGUACAUCAGAGCACCUGCCAAAGAGUCUGCUGAUGAAGAAUAUGAUUCUGGCAUUGAAGAGGAGAGCUGGCCACGGCAAGCAGAUGCAGCCAACAAUUGACAUGUCUUGUUGCUCAUUUCAAAAAAAAAAAUUCAACACCGAAACAUAGAAUCUAAUCCCUUAAGAAAAUAAGCUAUGGAUUUCUUGGAAUCCAUCAACAAUGUAAUGAUGCAAGAUCAGAAGGAACAUACUAUAACUGAGUAACAAGGUGAUUGUUUUUCUACAACGGUAUAAACAGAGGACAAACAAGUUAGGCUUGUCCCUCUGAAGCCCUGUUUCCAUGUAUUGGAAGAUAAUUCUUAUAAGUGUUUGGAGGUGCAUUUACCAGGUGACCUACUCGAUUCUCUCUUUUGUUGAAAGGGGGACUGUUAACAUGUUUAUCUGUGUGAAGAUCAAUUUUAUUCUUAACAAAUUAAGUAGGUAGCUCUAUUUUGAUUUUGAAGACUCUGUUGAAAUGGUUUGGGAACCAAAUGGAUAUAGAUGGGAUCAUAACCUACACUUGAAAAAGUAGUACUAGAGUUUUUGCCAAUUUAUAAAUUAAUUACAUGUAAUGGUCUUCAUUUAAGUAUUCAAAUCUGUUAACGCAUCAAUUUGUUUUGAUGUUUUCAUUUUUUGAUUUAAACAGGCAUAUUGAUGUUAAACAGUUCUACUGUAAUGGAGUUUAAAAGGUCAGAUACCUGAAGGUAAUUUGGAAGUUAUGAUUGUGUGUACUUAAACUAGCAUAUUUCACAGAACAAAUGUUGAAAGUAAUGUUUUUAAACUGAAAAAAAUGAACAGUUCUGCUGCUGAAAAGGGAUUUCUCAUAAAAGAUAUUCACAUAGCAUAACACCUGAAGAAGUACUACAUGUAUGCAUGUCUGUUGACAUUUUAAAGGAACUGGAUUUAAAACACAAACCAGCUUUUUAACACUUAUACUGGGGGAGUUUGAAGGCUAGAGUUUUUUCCAAUUGUGGUGCAGUGUUAUGUUUCUUUAUGGACAGCCAUUUUCUCCUAAGUGUAAAAGCCAUUCUAUAUCUUCAGGUUGAACCACACUGCAGUCCUUGGCAAAGCCUCAGCAAGUUUGCUGAACGCUGUAUAUUGUAACUGUACAUUCACUGUCGGUUUCUUCUAAAGAAACCGCUUUUUUUUAGUUUGUAAAUUGCUACCUAUUCAUUUUGAUUCAAUGCAAACAUGCAUACAGGUCAAAAAGCAAACUUAUUUGCCCUAAAACAUUUGUGAACCUCAAGGAUUUAUAGAUGUGAUUGUUUAAAAUAUGAAUAAAUCUCUGUAUAAACUA
This is a messenger RNA of Conger conger (European conger), 3622 nucleotides long. It is a transcript of the gene clpxa, whose product is annotated as caseinolytic mitochondrial matrix peptidase chaperone subunit Xa. NCBI's taxonomy places the organism in Eukaryota, Metazoa, Chordata, Actinopteri, Anguilliformes, Congridae. Gene Ontology annotation, cellular component: mitochondrial matrix. The record is from RefSeq and is a predicted model, not a curated record. Gene Ontology annotation, molecular function: ATP binding; zinc ion binding; protein dimerization activity. The transcript is spliced from 15 exons. Gene Ontology annotation, biological process: protein catabolic process; proteolysis. The coding region runs from base 529 to 2406 and encodes 625 amino acids.